AUGUCUUCGCCCAAGAAUUCAAAUUUCAUGAACGUCAUUAAAAUCUCCACUAAAAAUAUAAAUAAAGAAAGUUCUACUGCGGAAAAAGAUAGUGAACAGCAAAUAAACAAAAUAAAAUCAGAGCUACAUCACGAUUUAUUUUGGACGUUCAGAAUACUGAUAAUGUUCUACGAGGUUAUCGGUCUCGCUACGUUUGCCCACCGAAUUGUCAUAUACAAAAAGAGAACGUCAUACACAUUUCAACAUUCCAAAUUAGGAAUCGUUUAUAAUGUGCUGAGUAGCUUAACGAUAGCUUCAAACUAUAUAUCUAUACCAUACAGAAUUAAUCAUGACUACUAUAAGAGGACCAAUUUGACUGUAGGCAUCGAGAUUCUGCAAACUGUACUUGGUUCUCUGAUGAUCAGCACGAUUUUGAUUAGCUACUGCAUCAAUCAGAAGUCCUUGGUGCGAAUCGCCAAUCGAUUAGUCACCAUCGAACACGAGAUAGGACGUUUGUAUAAUCUAUAUCAUCCGCUACGACGACAGCGUAUCUUCUGCACUAUGAUCAUCGUUUGCAUCUUGAAGAUUUGCCUUCUGAUACUUCUCCUGUUCAUUAAGAUUCUGAACGCUUAUACAGGCCCAGUCUCAUUGCUGAUAGAUAUUCUGCCAACAUUUUACAUGGGUUGGCUACUGAUACAGUAUUUUCUGUUGGUGACGAUCAUUCAGACAGAUUUCUCUGAUGUGAAUCGAGCGAUACAAAGCCUCACCAGGAUUAAUGCGCCUGAUCUUCGACUACAGUUUCUCUAUCAAACGCAUCGUAUCAUAAUCGACAAUUCGACUGUUCAUCAACUGUUGCAAUUGCGGAAUGUGCAUUGUCAUCUUUGUGAAAUCUCUGAGGAUGUGUCGAGUUUCUAUUCACUACCAGUACUAUUCGGCAUUGGUUUUCUCUUUCUGUCACUCAUAUAUAAUGGUUACCGUAUUUUCUGGGUUCUGUUGAUUACUGAUGAUGACUUAAACUUAAAUUAUUCUUAUAUUAUUACUCUCAUCGUAUGGAUAAUAUUUCGGAUUUAUCCCAUCUUUCUCCUCACCAACAGAAUUACCAGGAUUUUAAUUGAGGUAGAAUAA
Messenger RNA from Trachymyrmex cornetzi, 1104 nucleotides. RefSeq lists its product as uncharacterized. Bases 1 to 1104 code for a protein of 367 amino acids. Gene Ontology annotation, cellular component: membrane. NCBI's taxonomy places the organism in Eukaryota, Metazoa, Arthropoda, Insecta, Hymenoptera, Formicidae. The transcript has a single exon. The record is from RefSeq and is a predicted model, not a curated record. Gene Ontology annotation, biological process: sensory perception of taste.